Neoarius graeffei (lesser salmon catfish) is the source of this 1342-nucleotide messenger RNA. RefSeq lists its product as uncharacterized. Lineage: Eukaryota; Metazoa; Chordata; Actinopteri; Siluriformes; Ariidae. The record is from RefSeq and is a predicted model, not a curated record. The transcript has 7 exons. The coding region runs from base 1 to 1167 and encodes 388 amino acids.
AUGAAGAUCCUCCUCAUCGUCACUCUCUACCUGAUCUCAGGUCCAGUAGACUGUUCUGAUGUGAUUGGUUACUCAGGAGGAAGUGUCACUAUAAUUUCUAACAUAAACUGGUAUGCACACAAUAGUAAAUAUAUUUGUAAGAUGGAAGGAAACGACUGCACUGAUAAAAUACGUGCUGAUACCAAACGCAGCAAAGUUCAAGAUGGAAGAUUCAUGUUGUAUAAAAAUGCAAAUGAUUAUUUCUUAGUAUUGAUCAGAAAGUUGAAGCCACAGGAUGCUGGAACAUACAGAUUUGGAUUGGGGAAUCAGAGUAACUCCACUGUGAACCUAAAAGUUCUGAAUAAUGCAGCUUGUGGGGUGCCAAAAAUAAUGAACGCUUAUCUUGGCCAGAAUAUCACCAUCACCUGUAACUAUCCAGGGGAGUAUGAGAGAAUCGACAAAUAUAUCAGCACAGUGGAUGAUGACAAUUUUGUUCAAAGCAUUCUGGACACUAACACAAACCUGAAGAACGGCAGAUUCUCCAUUUCUGAUGACAGAAAUGCAAAAGUUCUCAGUGUGAACAUCAGCGACGUGAGAGAAACUGAUGAAGUAUUUUAUUUACUUGGCGUGUGGAUUGGAGACGGGUCAGUCGGAUAUUACUCCUACUUUAUCGAGAUGUGGCUACAUGUUACAGGAGUGAGCGCAACCGUUCAACCAGUAACAGGCACCUACACGAUGACAUCAGCAGCACCGACAGAAACUCCAGUGUGUUUCAGUUCCACUGCCAUCAUCAUCAGUGUGUGUGUCAGUGUGUGCGUGUGUCUGCUGCUGAUUGGAGGAUUUGCACUGGUGAUCUACAAACUGAGACAAAAGAGAACACAAGAUUAUGUGCCUUCAUCCAAGAGGAAUGAAAAUAAACAAGUUCCUUCUGUUUCUGAGAAUGUCAUGGCUAGUGUACCCCCAUGUGAAAACUUGAACAUCAUCAUGAGAUUGAAUCAUCAGAAACCAGAAUCAUUUACAGGCCAAUCAGAUUCAACAUACCAAACACUGGACCCCCUCACCAUCCAGUCUGAUUCAGACUACACGUCCCUGAUUAACACCACUGAACAACUACCAAUGUCUUCUCACUACCAAUGCCUGAAUCCUAGAACUCGGACUAACUCGGUUUACCACACCCUUCAUUCUUAAUGCUUACUUUUUCAUUUAUUAAUUUUGUUGUGACGUGAGAUGAAUGAUUAAAAAAAAGUUAACUGUUGGAAAAUUGCUAUGAUAUAAGUUUGGACAUGUUGUUAUUGGAAAAUGAUCACCUCAGGGUGGGAAUACAUAGUUUUCACUGACGUCAUGGCAUUCCGGGGAACGCCCU